UUAAACCUCGGUGAUGAUCACUUGUCUAGUGACGACAGUGAUUGGGACCACAUUAGUGAGGCGGAUCCUAAUGAUUUUAUCAGCACAAGUAAACUUUCACCUGUGGCGGACAAAGAUGAAUCUAUUUGUGAAAAAGAGGUGUCCAAUCCUACCGUCACUCCGUUGCAGAAGCCUAAGCGGCGACUGGAAGUCAUAUCUAGCUUUGCCGUUGCUAAUAACUAGUCAGCUAAAUCAUGCUUACGUCUAA
Messenger RNA from Protopolystoma xenopodis, 247 nucleotides. The record is from the annotation of a GenBank genome assembly. Lineage: Eukaryota; Metazoa; Platyhelminthes; Monogenea; Polystomatidea; Polystomatidae.